Messenger RNA from Rhopilema esculentum, 1436 nucleotides. RefSeq lists its product as uncharacterized. The record is from RefSeq and is a predicted model, not a curated record. Lineage: Eukaryota; Metazoa; Cnidaria; Scyphozoa; Rhizostomeae; Rhizostomatidae. Gene Ontology annotation, molecular function: protein binding.
CCUCGUUUACAACAUUUGAAGUAGAGGUAAAUUUGAAAACUCUUGUAAUGGUGGAUUUAUGAAAUGAGGGAGAAUGUCUUUCUCAGAGACUUUAAAAACACGGAAUGGUGUAAAGAAAUUUGUUUUGCCUACAGGCUCGGGAAACGAAGAUGCCUUUGCACUGGAGUACUCUGACAAAAAAGUCGAGGCUCAUCAGAUGAAGCAUGCAUGUGCCCCCCUCUAUUUGGAUGAGAACUCGAAGGUUGCUAUAAUAUCCUGUGAUCAAGUCGGAUCUUAUUUGUUGUCAGCUACAUUGGACUUAAAACAAGGGGGAAAAUGCUGCUUAGCUUUUAAAGCUUGGGAUUCUGCCAGUGUGUUGGGAUUUACCCCCAUAGAGAUACAUAUAGAUGGUGGAGAGAGGACUGUCACCCAAGAUGGGAAAUUUAGAUAUUUACUGCCAUUCUUGGAAGAGCCAGCAGGCGAGCCAGGUUUUAUGAUCGAUUCGCUUGGUACUUGUGUUGCUUUACUUAUUGAGACAGACGUUCUCAUCUGGAAAAUAUUGAAAAAGGAAUUGAAUAUCUUGAGCCUGCAGCUGAGUCAUUCAUUGAAGCUCAAACCAAAUCACCAGGGUUUGGAUUUGUGUCUUCUUCGGUUUAAUGCUAGUUAUAGCAUAUCAGUUAUGGAGACUGGAAGUUUUUCAAUAUGGAAUUUAAAUGACUCAGGUGUAUUGAUUGCCAAGACAAUCUCUUUUGCUGCAAAAUCGAAUGGAACUUCAGAAUCUUUGAGAAAGAUCCAUCGUCUUACAACUUCAAAUGCAGUUUUUACGGACGACGAUGGUAAGCUGUGGAUGUUCUCAUGUGAGUCGAAUUGCUUUUCGAGCAUAAAAUUACCUGGAUUGGUCGGUGGAUGCGAUGUAUUUGCUGUCACGACUCUGCCUAAAAGCAGUUCUGCUUUGCUCGCCGUUUGCCACGAAGGACACACUGUAAACAUUUACUCGUUUGACUACACUGCGCUUGGGAGCUCGAAAGAAACCAUUUAUUGCCAAAGGCCAAUUAAGAUUCUGUUCAGCUCAGUGCCUGUCGAUGCAAUGGGUUUUUUGAGAGAAGAUACACUCGCUUUGUCGUCCAGUUCAAAUCGGACAAUUACAAUAUGGACAGGAAUUUCGGAUUGCAUGUAUUCGUGAGACUACUAAAAGCCAUAACAGCCCUCCGCAACAGUUGGUAAGCGUGAAAACGACAACAGUAAAAGUGGCCUUAAUGAAUAACCCUGAGAAGAAAACCGCAGGAUAAUUGUCACCUGGUUGAAAGGAACGUUUUUAGUCCUAAGUCAAACCAUGGUCAAUCAACGUCAAAGCUUCUUUGUCCCAAAGGAAGCGAAACCGUUUCGAGAGGCUUCUUGUUUGAAUAUUCACACAUAGCACUGUAUGCAUAGCGUUAAAUGCUAUUAUAUGUUAAAGA